AUGGGCAAGAAAGAAGAAGUGAUACCGUAUACCGACAUGAUUGAAGACAAGGAGAAGAACGUCUCGGAGCACGAGGAUGAUGCCUCCGCUGCGCCCAACCUCAAGAUGCGCGAUGGCAUCGUCUUGAUGCCGCAGCCGUCCGACGACCCUAACGACCCGCUCAACUGGUCCUGGUCCCGCAAGAAUGCCGCAUUGUUUACCAUCUCGUACCUGGCCCUCGUCUGCUACGUCGCUGUGACCACCUUAGUUACAGGGACUGUGUCCCUGGCCGAGUCGCUGCACGUAUCGAAGUCGACAGCUGUUUAUCUGGGCAACACGCCUGUUGCCCUUUAUGCCGUAGCUCCCUGGCUCUGGAGCCCGCUCAGUCAUUUUAUAGGACGCCGAUCUGUGCUGCUCAUGUGCAAUAUUAUCGCCAUGAUUGGGGCUGUUGUCGUUACGACGUCCAAGACGUACGCGGCUUGCAUUGUCGGCCGGGUCAUACUCGGCGCUGGUGGUUCUGCAUUCUGGACACUGGGGCCGGCGAGUAUCGGAGAUAUGUUCUUCCGCCAUGAGAAAGGAAAGAAUAUAGGUAUAUCGACAUUGGCUAUUGUAGUCUCCCCGUUCCUUGGGACAAUUAUUGGCGGACCUAUCAUAGAGAACAACAACCUAGGCUGGCCGGCAUCACAGUGGAUACCCCUGGUUUUUAUGGGAGCAGGCCUCAUAAUGCAGAUCUUCUUUCUUCCGGAGACCAUCUAUAUUCGAGAGGCACGUCCAAAUUCUGCUUCCAUGACCGCUCAGCACCCGUCAUUUGUGCCCAAACCUGGUGAAUCGACACCUUGGGGCCGGUAUGGCAUCCAUAUCCCCAAGCGCCGGGAGGACAAGCAGCAUAGUUUUCUUUUCAUUGCCACACGACCCUUUGUGCUCUUCAAGUACCCAGCGGUAAUACUAUCGGCGUUCUGGUUCGGUAUUGCCUACAUGAUGCAUGUAGGUAUCACGGCCGAGAUCCCACUCGUAUUUGAGGAGCGGUAUAACUUCUCCGUACUCGAUGUCGGUCUGACUGGAUUCUCUGGCUUGAUUGGAGCGCUAAUCGGUGAGGCGUAUGCUGGACCCUCACUCGAUUUCAUUGCGAAGCGUACGAUGAAGCAUGGUCGGGAAUGGCAGCCUGAGUACCGCCUCCAAGCCGUCUGGCCAGCACUGGUCGCCGUACCAGCCGGCCUGAUCAUGUUUGGGACAUCGAUCCAAUUUGGAUAUACUUGGGUCACGCCUCUGGUCGGCCAAGGUAUUUACAUAUUUGGCAUUGAGGUUGGCACAACGGUGAUUCAAACGUAUAUCCUGGAAUGCUACCCUCGCCAGGGCGCAGAGGUGAACUUGGUCUUCAAUUUGAUUCGCAACAUCUUCUCCUAUACGGCUCCGUUCUUUGUGCAGCCGAUGAUCGCCAGAGUCGGAAUGACCUCCCCAUUCGGUCUCUUUGCUGCUUUGACCGUCUUCUUCUUCCCUUUUACUGUGGGUGUUCUGAUGUUGCGAGGCAAACAGAUCCGGGACAAGGGCGGUGACCCCGGAUGGAGUAGAGAUUAA
Molecule: messenger RNA, 1554 nt
Organism: Penicillium riverlandense
Lineage: Eukaryota; Fungi; Ascomycota; Eurotiomycetes; Eurotiales; Aspergillaceae
Exons: 5
Coding region: 1-1554 (517 amino acids)
Biological process (GO): transmembrane transport
Molecular function (GO): transmembrane transporter activity
Source: RefSeq, a predicted model, not a curated record